GGGAGGAAAAACCUCAAUGGCGUUAGCAGCGACUUCGUCAGUUCCUCUAGCGCUGGGAAUUUGCGCUACUUCUUUCCAGAUCUCUGCCAGGGGCAAUAGCGAUUCCUCGCUCGGUAGCUCCAGCCUCGUCUUCGUCUAUGGGACGCUCAAGAAAGGAUUUGGGAACGAGUGGCUCAUGCAGGAGCUCGUGAGCCAGCAGCACGCCUGCUUCGUGUCCGCCGCCACCACCAAGCUCGAAUUCCCGCUCGUCUGCGGCCCAUUCCAGGUGCCUUUCCUUCUCAAUUUCCCCUGCCAAGGCCACCGCGUCCGCGGCGAAGUCUAUCUCGUAGACCAAGCUGGUCUUCGCAGGCUCGACGAGCUCGAGGGCCUCGGCAAGGGCCACUACGAGCGCCGAUCCAUUCUCGUCGAGGGCCUGGAACGAAGUUUAGCUCAGUCCCAAGCUGUGAAUGCCGAGGCUUACUUUGCAGGAUCUAGUUACGCAAUGGAGAUGCUGGGAGCUCCACACUUGCCAAGCUACAGCACCGUCGAGGCGGAGAAUUAUGUUCCGCGGAGGAACCGGCCGCCGGGUAUCACGUUUUUGGAACACGUCCAAGCAUGGAUCGCUGCUAAAAAAUGAAAAAAAAUGAAAAAAUGAAGAUGCUCUCGAGUUUUUUGUAGCCAUGCCACUGUCACAAAACUACACACGAAUUAAGACA
Molecule: messenger RNA, 695 nt
Organism: Selaginella moellendorffii
Lineage: Eukaryota; Viridiplantae; Streptophyta; Lycopodiopsida; Selaginellales; Selaginellaceae
Product: putative gamma-glutamylcyclotransferase At3g02910
Exons: 1
Coding region: 17-616 (199 amino acids)
Molecular function (GO): gamma-glutamylaminecyclotransferase activity
Source: RefSeq, a predicted model, not a curated record